Messenger RNA from Mycena indigotica, 654 nucleotides. RefSeq names its product Glycoside hydrolase family 93 protein. The transcript is spliced from 4 exons. The record is from RefSeq and is a predicted model, not a curated record. The coding region runs from base 1 to 654 and encodes 217 amino acids. NCBI's taxonomy places the organism in Eukaryota, Fungi, Basidiomycota, Agaricomycetes, Agaricales, Mycenaceae.
AUGUGCUCGCAACGUUCAGAAACCACGACAAGAACUCGGCGGGGGGCUCAUACUUUCUGUCGCAUAACCGCGUCUAUCUCGCACGACAAUGGCAAGACGGAGAUAUUCUUGUCGCACGUAGACGAGAGAACUCCGACAGCAGGGCUUUGGGAACCAUUCAUGAUUCAUCCGCGUUGCAAAGAGUGGCGCUACUACGCUGCCGAAAACAGCGCUUCCGACCAGGAUAUUCUCAUGCGGUCAUCCACAAACAACGGGGCGACCUGGUCUGCUGCGACGACGGUUGCUGGUGGGGGGACUACUGGGUGGGUGGAAUGCCUGGCUGCACGGAUUUCAACACCUCAGGCGGCUCGGCGCGGGUUUUAUUCGUCCUCGACACAACGAAAGGGACAGCACCAUUGUUCCCCGUCAAGUCGGUCGUCAGCAGCAACGAUGUUUCGGGGAGAACACAGGUCUAUGCGACAGCCUGAGUUGGCCAUACCGCUGGCCUGGCGCUCCUCAAAUUGUACCCACGUCUACGGGAAUUCUGGUCGCAUCGUUCAUGACCGACGAGGAGCAUUCGGGGAGGAGCGUUUGGCCGCAAAGGCCUUCGCCUUCGGCUUCCAAGACUUCGUCUUCAUGAAGAUUACCACCGCAUCACGGAUUAUCAGACCCUGA